AUGGGCCAAGGCGGCAAUGACAGCAACGCCCCCCAGGGGUUCGAGAUGAUAUCGCAGCUAACCUUCCGCAACAGCAGGCUCCGAGUCGAGAACUGCGAGCAAGCCGGGCGCAUCCGCUCGCUAGAGGCCACGAACUCGGAGCAAGCCAAGCGCAUUUCGGACAUGACAGCAGAGACCCGAGGCCGCGCGCACCUCAUCGAGCGGAUCAGAAGCCAGAUGAGGAGGGCGGCUGCGUUCAUCAACGAGCUUUCGACCACGAGCUCCGACCGCGCGCACAGGAUCGAGGAGCUGACCGACAGGACCAACGUGCAAGCGAACCAGCUCACGCUUCUGCAGGAGAUGCUGACGCCGCAGGAAACGGAGCAGGGCGUGCAGGCCGAGCGCCUGAGGGAUAUUCGCAUGGCUGAGCGCAUGAACGAGGUCCACAGCAGCGUCAUCGAGGGCCUGGAAGAGGAGAAGAGUGAGUUGUCCGCGCUGACCGCACAGCAGGCCGAGCAGCUCGAGGCUCUGAGCUCCGAGGUUGAGCUGCUCCGCCGCAAUGCCGAGAAGCAGGAUGCCGAGAUUGCGCUGCUCAGGUCGAUACUUAGCGAUUUUGGGCAGCAAGACGCUGAGAUUGCGCUGCUUAGGUCGGAGAUUGCGGACCGCCGGAGCAGCAACUCGGGAAGCGCUACCCUUGCUCCUUCUGCUGACGAUGCCGAAGGUGCAGAUGGCGAUUCUGCGGGCUUGUGCCAGACGUGCAAGAAGGGUCUGGGCAAGCGCAUGGUGGGGAAGCUGCGGAAGAUGAAGACGGCGAUGAAGGCCAAGGAUGAUGACGAUGCUUAG
Molecule: messenger RNA, 822 nt
Organism: Aplosporella prunicola CBS 121167
Lineage: Eukaryota; Fungi; Ascomycota; Dothideomycetes; Botryosphaeriales; Aplosporellaceae
Exons: 1
Coding region: 1-822 (273 amino acids)
Source: RefSeq, a predicted model, not a curated record